AUGAUCUGCCUCUUUUCGCAAAAUGUGCGUGGGCUGCGCUCAGAGCUCAAGAUACGGGAAAUAUUAGGGAUGAAUUAUGACGUUCUCAUGGUACAGGAGACUAAAUGGGAUGACACCCUUGUAAACAGAAUUAAGGCAUCAACGAAAGGGCAGGUGUUUGCAAGUAAUUGGCAGGGUCGGGGCCGUGGGGUUGCAACCCUGUUAAGGGGGGGUUUAUUUGAAGCUGUCAGAAUUGAUCUCUGCCUGGUAGCAGAAGACGUGAUGAAAGGGGUGCUGGGAAUGGAAUAUCAGGAGAGUUGCUGGAGUGACCAUUUCUCCAUGGUGUUGCGGGUGGGACGGGGGGGAGCUAAGAGAAAUGGAGGCCCCUGGUGCUUCAAUAAUACUUUCCUCCAGCAGCCCCCUUUGUCCGGAAGAUGCGGCAUCCAGGGGGACUGUGUGGGAGAGAUCAUGGUCGUAAGCAAUAAAUUGAGCAGAGAGGACAGUGACUUCUGUGAGGGGCAGCUUGAUAUCACAGAAGUGCAGGAGGCGAUCGUCCAGCUCAACAAGAACAAGAGCCCGGGUUCGGAUGGCCUGACGGCGGAAUUCUUCCAAUUUUUUACAUCCUUUCUUUCUCCCAUGCUGCACAGGCUGGCCUCGGGGCCAAAGAUUAACACCAAAAAAUCUACAGUGAUGUACUGCGGUGAGGUGGAGCAGACGCCAGGCAGGUGGGACUUCCAGCGCGCGGAGCAGAGUGUGAGGGUCCUGGGGGUGCAGCUCGGGGUUAAACAAACAGCUGCGAGGGAUGCUGUGUGGGAGCAGCAGCUCGAGGGAGUGGCGGCCAUCCUCGGCUUGGCAUCAGAACAGCAACGUAAAAUCGGCCUCAUUCGCCACGGCACCGAACCAGAAGGGGCUUCCCUGUGUUCUGCC
Molecule: messenger RNA, 906 nt
Organism: Menidia menidia (Atlantic silverside)
Lineage: Eukaryota; Metazoa; Chordata; Actinopteri; Atheriniformes; Atherinopsidae
Source: the annotation of a GenBank genome assembly